Molecule: messenger RNA, 581 nt
Organism: Bactrocera latifrons
Lineage: Eukaryota; Metazoa; Arthropoda; Insecta; Diptera; Tephritidae
Product: transmembrane protein 242
Exons: 3
Coding region: 89-547 (152 amino acids)
Source: RefSeq, a predicted model, not a curated record
UUACCACUCAAUAAAUGUAAAUAAACAUAAACCGAUCUAAUAAUAUUUUUAGAACGAGAUACAUUAAUUGAACUGCUUUUGCGUAUUUAUGAACAUUUCUGCGGAAAUGUCUGAAAUUACACCAAUUUCUUCUAAGCCGGCUAUAGCCGAAAAAGACUCCAAAUACAAAAUGCAAGCGGCAGCCUUCCUUGGUCUGGUUGGUGGGGUAUCUGCGAUAUUUGGAUUUUCUAAAACACUGGGAAAAGCAAAACAAUCUCAUAGUAAACUGAUAGAGAAAAGUGGACGAGAUGCAGGUAUCUUGCUUGAAGAGGGCUCUGCGCUGGCAAUGCGCGCCUUAGGUUGGGGUACUUUAUACGCAUUUAUAGGUACAGGAGUCUUUUGUUAUGGUGUUUGGAAACUAUCUGGGGCGAGAAAUAUGGAGGAGUUUCGCCUGAAAAUGGGUCAAGGUUUACCAAGAUUAACGAAAGACUCGCCCCCCACAAGUCGUACGGAUUUCGAAUCACUAACAGAUUUAAUGAAAUACUUAGGUUCAGGAUGCAGGGAAUAACUUUUACCUAACGGUCACAUGUAUAAAAAUAAAA